AUGGCUGCUGAGGAGAAAAAGAUUUACAAGUACAAGAAGGUGCUCAGUAACCCCAGCCGCUGGGAGGUGGUGUUGAAGGAGAUCAGGACGCUGGUGGACAUGGCGCUGACAUCUCCGCUUCAGGAUGACUCUAUUCACCAAGCACCACUGGAGAUCGUCUCAAAACUGCUCUCAGAGAACAACAACUUAACCACUCAAGACCACGAGAGCAUUAUUGUGGCAAUUGCACCUUUGCUGGAAAACAACCAUCCUCCUCCUGACCUCUGUGAAUUCUUCUGCAAGCACUGCCGAGAGCGCCCGCGGUCCAUGGUUGUGAUAGAAGUAUUCACACCGGUGGUACAGAGGAUUCUCAAACACAACAUGGAUUUUGGGAAGUGCCCUCGGUUGCGGCUGUUUACUCAGGAGUAUAUUCUGGCCUUGAAUGAGCUGAAUGCUGGAAUGGAGGUGGUGAAGAAGUUUAUUCAUAGCAUGCAUGGUCCAACUGGACAAUGCCCCCAUCCCAGGGUCCUGCCAAAUCUUGUAGCUGUCUGCUUAGCAGCCAUUUAUUCGUGUUACGAGGAAUUUAUCAACAGUCGAGACAAUUCGCCAAGCCUGAAGGAAAUUCGGAAUGGCUGCCAGCAGCAGUGUGACCGAAAGCCUAAUCUUCCCCUCCGCCUUAUUCACACAAGUCCUGACCUGGUCUCUCAAGAGGCUACCUUGACUGAAUCCCGUCUCAAACCAGUUAUUGUCACUUCAAAUGAGAUCCAUGUGGAAGUGGAGCGCAACAACACAGCUAAUCAGAAGAUGACAGCCAACGUUGGCAAUGACAGUGAGCCCAACCUGAUUGACUGCUUGAUGGUCAGUCCUACCUGCAGCACCAUGAGCAUUGAGCUGAGUGCCCAGGCAGACAGGAUCCUUGGCUGUUAUGUUGAAAUACUCAAGAUGCUGUCAGACUAUGAUGACUGGAGACCAGCACUGGCCAGCUUGCUUCAACCUAUCCCAUUUCCCAAGGAGGCUCUUGCACAUGAGAAAUUCACAAAGGAGCUGAAAUACGUGAUUCAGAGAUUUGCAGAAGACCCAAGGCAAGAAGUUCACUCAUGUUUGCUGAGUGUGCGGGCCGGCAAAGACGGCUGGUUCCAGCUCUACAGCCCUGGAGGAGUGGCAUGUGACGAUGAUGGAGAACUGUUUGCCAGUAUGGUUCAUAUUUUAAUGGGAUCCUGCUAUAAAACAAAGAAGUUCCUGCUUUCACUGGCUGAAAAUAAAUUAGGACCUUGCAUGCUACUGGCUUUGAGGGGUAACCAGACGAUGGUAGAGAUUUUGUGUUUGAUGCUGGAAUACAACAUCAUCGAUAAUAACGACACCCAGCUCCAGAUCAUCUCUACCCUGGAAAGCACAGACGUGGGAAAGAGAAUGUAUGAACAGCUGUGUGACAGGCAGAGGGAGUUAAAAGAGCUGCAAAGAAAAGGUGGUCCCACAAGGUUAACACUGCCAUCCAAAUCCACAGAUGCAGACCUGGCCCGCUUGCUAAGCUCGGGAUCUUUUGGAAACUUGGAAAACCUCAGCCUGGCCUUUACCAAUGUGACAAGCGCUUGUGCUGAGCACCUCAUUAAACUGCCUUCACUCAAGCAGCUGAACCUGUGGUCAACUCAG
Messenger RNA from Fulmarus glacialis (Northern fulmar), 1629 nucleotides. RefSeq names its product c-Maf inducing protein (gene CMIP). The record is from RefSeq and is a predicted model, not a curated record. Gene Ontology annotation, cellular component: nucleoplasm; cytosol. NCBI's taxonomy places the organism in Eukaryota, Metazoa, Chordata, Aves, Procellariiformes, Procellariidae. The transcript has 16 exons. The annotation marks the transcript as partial.